Messenger RNA from Penicillium angulare, 3612 nucleotides. RefSeq lists its product as uncharacterized. Bases 1 to 3612 code for a protein of 1203 amino acids. The record is from RefSeq and is a predicted model, not a curated record. Gene Ontology annotation, cellular component: cytoplasm. Gene Ontology annotation, molecular function: ATPase inhibitor activity; protein-folding chaperone binding. Lineage: Eukaryota; Fungi; Ascomycota; Eurotiomycetes; Eurotiales; Aspergillaceae. The transcript has a single exon.
AUGCUGGGCCGACUCUUGAGCACGGCUGCGUCAAGCUUGAAUCCGACAGCAUUCUCUUCGAGAAAUCAUGGAACCCCCCUCGAAUCAGUAACCGAGGAGGAGCAUACCUCCGGCCUCCUCUUCCCCGAUGCUAGUCUCCUCCGACGUUCCAAUACCCAUGCCUACCCACUACAGACAACUUUCCACUCCCCGAAUGCCUCGACAGCCGGCGCCUAUGAUGACCGUGGAGGAAUGGAAUUGGAUGCCCUCAAGGACUUCCGGGUGGUUGUGGCCCAGAAUGCCUUGGGCGAUCGCGACGCCUGCAUUCUACUGGACACCCGUGCAUCAUCCGACCAAUCUCCCACAGGUCUCGGUAUCGACUCUCAAGGAUUUGAACAAUCUGGUGCUAGACAUGCUCGAACAGUAUCUAGUCUUUCGCGUGGAUCUCGCCGCAGUUUCCUCACCCAAUCUGGAGUCGACGCCGCCGGUCCUCUUUCGUCAGCUGCAAGUGCACGUCGAUCGUCGAUUGCGAGCCCUGGAGCCCUAGGGCGUGCACGAGGGCGUAGCUCUACAUUAGCACAAGGUGGCCCAUCACAUGAUUCUGGUCAAUCGCGCCAUUCAGUUGAUGCCAAUGACACUGGCCUUCUCAAUUGUAUCUUUGGUAGUAGCGCAUUUAGCUACCGAGGAUCUUCCACGAAAAUGCAUAUCAUAUCCGCCGAUGAUGAACCACAAACAUUAGCAAGCGCAUCCCCCGCAGCGCGAAGCCCGCUUGCCCGCGCAUACACUACUGGAAGCCCCGCAGGGUUUAUGGGUCCAUCCAAAGGACCGGACAAGCCACCUUCAAAAGUUACCGUGCUGCUGACACGAAUGUUCAGUGUCAAUCUUCCAGAAGGGCCUGAAGCAUCUGCCGAAAGGCAGGACUAUGCCACUGCCCUCUACCAGGAAUCCUUUCCAGAAAUGGAGUUCCCCUUUCCCGACGUCUCAAAAAGAAAGAAGAUCAAGGAGAAGAAAACGCCCAUGUAUGCUGUUGCCAUAACCAUUCAAAUCCCUCUACUUGCGCGAAAUGCCCCUCGACCCGUGUCCAGAUUCAGUACUCUAGGACCUGAUUCCCCUCGUCCAGGAAUGUCUAGUUCUUUGGACUCGGACUACCGCAUGCCUGGGUUUCUUUUAGAUGACAGUUUAUCAUCAGCGAACCCCCCUGCGAGCUUAGAUGAGCGCUUGGACCUGCUGGUUGAUCACUGGGAUGUCAUUACGCGGACUUUAUCUCACCUCGAGAGACUUGCACGAAAUGAGAUUUUGUUUCUAUUGAAAAAGGUUGAUUCUUUAUCGGGACCACAUCCAAAGCCUGCCAAACCUCCCAAUAUGCAACGAACCAAUCAGACUAUCGUCCACCUGCCUGCCAACAUACUUUCGGUGAACUCUAAGCUGAAAGAAGAAGCCAUUCGCAGCUCUCGUCGAAUAAGCCUGGCUCUUCAAACUCCAUAUGUCGUGACUGGCCAAAGUCGUUGGGGAGUGUGGCGAGAAGAAGGUCGUUCGAUUGUUCGAGGCCUUGGCGACAAGGAGAGCAACUUCUUCUUCUUAGUGUUACUUACCGCAUUUCUCGGCAACCAUACUGAGUGGUUGAAUGCUAUUGGCCCUGAAUGGCACCGGCGUCGCCAUAACCAGCAGCAAAAGUCCCAACAAGACACAGACCCAGCCCUUAUCCGUCGAACGGUUAUUGUUUGCCCAGACAAAAUGACGGCUAGGCGAUUGGUCUUCUUAUUAUCUGCCUUCCUCCCUUCGAAACAGCGUAUAGAGCCAAUCCCAUCACCUCUUCGACCAGGGACAUCAGCAUCCAUGCGCGCUGUUUCCCAGAGUCCACCGGGAGUUCCAGUACUCCGUCAAGAGUCAUUGAGAAGAGCGAUCGAGCGUCGUGCACGCGCGCAACGAUUGACUCAAGGUGAUAGUCACCAGCACCGCCGCUCAGUCAGCGUUUCAUCUCAAGAUACAAACCAACGUUCAUUUGAUGGGGCCGAUCAGCCGGCCCCGGCUGAAGUCACUUCUGCAUCUGCACGCAGAGGGUCGGAUGCGCGUUCAAUCAAAACGAUAAGCGCUACUAUCCAGACAAAGGACUCAAGAUCUAAGGCCACGAGUGGAGCAACAACGUCCAUGACAACACAGAGCAGUACAGUCCCAGUUCCGCAUUUCUCAUCGCAGCAGCUUCGUGCCAGCCAAGCCGCAUCGGAUCGCAGCGCGGUGGAUACCAACGAAAGUCUGGCAUCGGAAACUUUGCUUAAAAACUUGCAAAGAAGUGAUAGCUCUACGCUGCCUUCCAAUGGCAGUGUUCCAUCCGCCGGGGGUCGUUGGGGUGGCCUGUUCUCCGGCCUAUGGAACUCGCGCCAGGAGUCCUCAACUGAGGGUAGUGACAUUUAUUCGCCCGCCAAUUUACGCAAGAGGUCGGUUUCCACCAUUGCUGGUACCCCUAUGCGUGCCCCGCCCUCAUUGAACCAGAUGGUCAAGGAAGUGACAGAUGACGAAGCAAAUGAUCGUUCAGAAAUCACACCCAUCAGUGGGAACAUAUCAAUUCCAGCUGCUGCUACCAACAGGGCCGAGGAAGAAACCGUUGAACCAUCAUCCCUUACUAGCCAAGCCCGUGAAUCGCCUCUGAAGUUGUCAGUACGAGCAGAAGAGGGCGUUGUGGAUGUUGACGUUCCACUUCCAGGUUUCUUGUCUCUAUCUUCCUCGGGCGAUUCAACCAUUGCUUCACCGAAGAAGACAAGGACAUCGAUCACAAGCUUUGAUGCUCUUCCUUCAACUCACAGUAGUGGCUCUGGAUUUCACAGUUCUGCAAAGGACAACGAUGGACCCAGUACGCAUGUUGCUGGCUGGUUGAAACUGUUCCAUGAAGAUUUUUCCUUGCAAGCAGUAAGGCCAUAUGCCUCUUUAGAGGCAGACAUUAAACGAGCAAUGCAAGCCGAGCCCUCCCCCUACAUCCCCUCCACUCCUGAUGCCGAGGGGUCAGAAAGAUGGGUAGAUGUUGCGACGACUUUGGUUGCAGAUACCCGAUCUUCUUCCAUCAAGCGUCUUAGAUUGAGACGGAAGAUAAUCGUGGGCCAUCACGGUGGACAAACACAUACUCCUCCCUCUCCGGCAAUAGGUUCUACCCGCUAUUCCGCAGCUUCAAACUCACAAUUUCCUGGCUUCUUCUCCACACACGGCAAGUCUCCAGAAGGCCCCGUUAUCGAGGGUCAAGAUCCACAAUACGUCGAAGAGCGAUUCAUUGAGGAACCUGUUAUGGACCUGGACGGAAUCUUGGUGGAUGCUGUCGAACGAGUCCUUGGUCAAAGUGGCUAUUCGUCUCUUGCUCAUUCUAGAGCUCCAUCUCCGACACGUGCUCGCCGAGGGGAGGAUAAGGGCCAAACCACUCCCCGUGGAGAAGACGCGCCUCCAGUUGAAGUUCCUCGUACCGAGUGUCGAAAGAUGGUCCUGGGUGCCCUUGAAGAGGUUGUCCGCAUUGUCACCGACGAGCAUAACCGUGAAGAUAGCGAGCUGGGAUUAGCUGACCGGGAGCGGAGACGAGCUCUGGCAGGAGCUGACAAUACGCUUCGUGAAGGCAUUCGAAAAUGGCUUCUCGAUGUGGAGGAAUCCUUCUAG